AUGCUGCCGCUCCUGGCCGGCCCGCUGCUGAUGGGCAGCCACCUGGCCACCGUGUGGGUGUGGACCGCGAUCGCCGUCACCGGCACCUCGAACCACCACUGCGGCUACGCCCUGCCAUGGCUCCGCGGCCUGUCGAGCCCCCGGUUCCACGACCACCACCACCUCAGCUUCAACUCCAACUUCGGCCUCGUGGGCCUCCUCGACCACCUCCACGGGACCCGACACAAGCCCCUCAUCGCCCAUCGCCGCGUAGAUGGUUAG
Messenger RNA from Acanthamoeba castellanii str. Neff, 261 nucleotides. RefSeq names its product sterol desaturase. Gene Ontology annotation, molecular function: C-4 methylsterol oxidase activity; iron ion binding. Lineage: Eukaryota; Discosea; Longamoebia; Acanthamoebidae. The coding region runs from base 1 to 261 and encodes 86 amino acids. The transcript has a single exon. The record is from RefSeq and is a predicted model, not a curated record. Gene Ontology annotation, biological process: sterol biosynthetic process.